AUGCCAAACACAGGGUUCCACAAAGCCAAAGACAGCCCUCGGCCAGGCCGACGGUUCUUCCCGCUUCAGCAGCACCGGGCCGGCGGUGGUCACCCAAGCGGCGAGCGCAAAGGUGUGCAAGAGAAGCUAGACGAAUCUCUACUGGGCCACCUCUCCCAGCUUUUCAACAAAUAUGCUACCGCGAACAACACAUGGACUCGAGAUCAGAUCAGCAUUUUCAUGCAGCACGCGCAAGCCGAGGAUCCCAACGGUUUGGCGGGUUACCUCAUCGACAAAGACGAGCUGGACCUUUUCGAGCUGAUCAAGUACAUCACCUCACCAUGCGGCGAUGUUCUCGAGAUGACGGCUCCUCAGGACCUGUCCUGGCCGCUGAGUAGCUACUUCAUUAGCUCGAGUCACAACACCUACCUCACCGGAAAUCAACUCUCCAGCGACUCCAGCGCCGAAGCAUAUAGAGACGUCCUACUCCGUGGAUGUCGUUGUAUCGAGAUUGACGUCUGGGACGGCGUGGAGCAAUAUAAAUCCGGAUACAACCCAAACGGAACUGAUGAGAACAGCAAGCAGCCUACGCCCGCGAACGACACACCGGCGAAGCUCAGUCGAAGAGACAAAUUAGGCAUCAAGGUCGGCCGUUGGAUCAUGAACAAGUUUGAAUCGGUGGACGCGGAGGGCAGGACCGCCGACGACAGGCUUUCGGACAUUAUCAGGGCAGAGCCGCGGGUUCUUCACGGGUUCACUCUAACCAAGGAAAUUCUCUUCCGCGACGUUUGCCAAGUCGUCAGGGAAUACGCUUUUGUCACAUCGGAGCUGCCACUCAUUGUUAGCCUGGAAGUGCACUGCACUCCACUGCAACAGGCCGCCAUGGUCGACAUCAUGGAGGAGAUAUGGGGAGAAUUUCUCCUCCCUGUGCCCGAGCUAGAUCCCGCUUCUCUAGCCUCGCCCGAACAGCUGCGCAGGAAGAUUCUUGUCAAGGUCAAAUACGUGCCGAACGACAAGGACGGUGCCGAAAGCGUCAAUGAAGGCUUCGACGACGAUGGCAGUAGCAUCUUGGAGGUCACAACGACGGAAGGAGGAGAAAAGAAAGCGGCGAAGGUCAAGCCGCCCAAGGUCAUCUCUCGACUUAGCCGCUUGGACAUCUACACGCGUGGCAUUACAUUCAAGUCUCUUGAGCAGGCCGAGGCAUCGAUGCCGAAUCAUAUCUUCUCGCGUUCGGAAAAGGCAGCAUUUGCUAUCCAGAGGAGGAUGCCAAAGGCCUUGUUCACGCACAACAGGGACUUUCUCAUGAGGACCUACCCACACGGCAUGCGGGUUGACUCUUCCAACUUUGAUCCUGUCAUCUUCUGGCGAGCUGGUGUUCAGGUAGUCGCGUUGAACUGGCAGUCCUGGGAUGUGGGCAUGAUUCUCAACGAAGGCAUGUUUGCGGGCUCGGAUGGGUACGUUCUCAAGCCUAAUGGUUACCGACGCGACCCUACCGGCGAGUCGGAAGAGGAUGACAUGGGGUCCAAUAUCGAGAGCAAGAAACUGGAUAGAGUCGCUGUCACAGUGCUGGCGGCUCAAAAUCUCCCUCUUCUCAAUCCGCAUGAUGAUCCGACAAAUUUCAUACAUUACGUCAAGGUUGGCUUGCAUACCGAGCCAGAUGCGCUGACGGCCAUGGUGCGUGAAGAUGCGGACGGAGAGCAAGUUACACAGAUUGGCUACAGCGGCCAGACGAGUAAGAGUACUGGCACCAGUCCUAAUUUUGGAGGCGAGUUGAUCGAGUUCCUUAACGUCGAGGGCAUUGUUCCCGAGCUGGCUUUCCUCUCCUUCAUCGUCAUGAAUGAUGUCGUUGGUCCGGAUGUUAUGACUGGAUGGGCAUGCGUCCGCUUGGAUAGGCUGAGGCUCGGAUAUCGCUUCGUCAGGUUGCUCGACAAGGACGGCAUGCCAAGCAAGGGUAUCCUUUUGAUCAAGACGGAGAUAACGGAAGCUGGAGUAGCGUAA
Colletotrichum phormii is the source of this 1977-nucleotide messenger RNA. Its product is annotated as PLC-like phosphodiesterase. Bases 1 to 1977 code for a protein of 658 amino acids. Gene Ontology annotation, molecular function: phosphatidylinositol-4,5-bisphosphate phospholipase C activity. The record is from RefSeq and is a predicted model, not a curated record. The transcript is spliced from 2 exons. Lineage: Eukaryota; Fungi; Ascomycota; Sordariomycetes; Glomerellales; Glomerellaceae. Gene Ontology annotation, biological process: lipid metabolic process; phosphatidylinositol-mediated signaling; release of sequestered calcium ion into cytosol.